Desarmillaria tabescens is the source of this 1021-nucleotide messenger RNA. RefSeq lists its product as uncharacterized. The record is from RefSeq and is a predicted model, not a curated record. The transcript has a single exon. Bases 56 to 706 code for a protein of 216 amino acids. Lineage: Eukaryota; Fungi; Basidiomycota; Agaricomycetes; Agaricales; Physalacriaceae.
CUACUUUCACGCAGGAAGACCGACGUCUUACGACGCCCUCGAAUCCUUGUUACGAAUGCCUACCAAAUACCUGGCGCAGCAGCUCCGCUCCGACGUGAUCAAACAUCUUACCAUGAUAUACCCCUCUAAGAUGAACGAGCUUCAAACCUACAGGUACCUCAGGAUCCCGAAUUCCGACUCCCAUAGCCUUCGAGCCAUCGCGAUGGCAAGAGAUCACGAUGUGCCCAUAAUCCUCCCAGCGGCAUUUUACUUUGCCUCCGCCAUUGCACCCUCCCAGCUUGUCGGGCUUCAUCCCAAGCCGAGACCGGAUGACCUUGCCGCGAUUCUCGCAGGCAGGGAAAAGAUAACUCGGGCUGCAUACAGAACUGCGUGGUCUUGGCUAUUCAAGAGGCUCACGGUAGACACGUGCUACAACACUCGUCUAUGUGAGGAGAGGCGCCUGAGCAUGAUACAGAAUAUCUCACUGUCUCCGGAGGAUGCGCCUCGUCUGUUCCUAAGGGGGAUGCCACAUGAAGAUGAGGAGGAUAGGAGAGAAGACUCGGAGUCCAGCGACUCUGAUUCUGAGUACGAAGAAGAGAGGGUUUGUAGGCCGUGCUUGGAGGACUGGAUUUUUUCUGAAAGAAAGAAUUAUAAGAAGGUCUGGAACAACUUACCGUUGUAUUUCAAGCUCCCGAAAUGGGAGGUGCUGCUGAAAGAUUCGGAAUGAAUUUUUUUUUUGCCGUAGCAUACCCUGCGUGUACCUCGACACUUUUGUACCAUAGACAGAGCGGUUCCGUAGGUCGAUAUCAUCUUCUCAUGUACUUUACUGGAUUUUUCUAAGCGACAUGGUAGUUUUUCCGCCUCGUAGCAAUGAGUGGCAUACUGCCACACCAAGUAGCGCUGAGUGCUGAUCGCAUAGACAUGCUUUACGCCAGAUCACCGGCCCUAAACCUGUCCGCGUGAUCGUUGUUUCGGGAAAUAAGGACAGAUAAGGAGAGCCGGCAGUGGCUGCAUACAUAUUUUGUCUUGCACAAUAGUCUUU